This is a messenger RNA of Harpegnathos saltator (Jerdon's jumping ant), 8305 nucleotides long. RefSeq names its product serum response factor blistered (gene bs). The transcript has 5 exons. Lineage: Eukaryota; Metazoa; Arthropoda; Insecta; Hymenoptera; Formicidae. Gene Ontology annotation, molecular function: cis-regulatory region sequence-specific DNA binding; protein dimerization activity; DNA-binding transcription factor activity, RNA polymerase II-specific. Gene Ontology annotation, biological process: positive regulation of transcription by RNA polymerase II. Bases 182 to 1402 code for a protein of 406 amino acids. The record is from RefSeq and is a predicted model, not a curated record.
UAUACCGGAGCGCGCGCAUUCAGUUCGCGGAGAGCGCUCGUGCAGUGCGCCUUGUGUUGUCCCGUGUCGCUCUAGAUGCUCGAUCACGUGGGAGACACUGCGCCGAGUUCCGCACGCGAUUCCGUGCACGCGAAGACGCGCCACCGUGGGGAAGGGAUUAAAUGUGCGCCGCGCGUUCGUAAUGGACAACCCUAGCGGCGGAAGAGACGGUCGGUACGCGAGUCUCGGCUACGGCAGCAUGGGGAUGAUCGGGAGCGAUGCUGGCACGGAAAUUUACGGCCGACCGUCCACCUCCCAGCUCGCCGCGGCGGCUGUGGCGGCGGCUUCUCAAAUAGGCCGCGGUGGCGCCACCAUGAUGGCCGCCGCGGGCGCCGCGACGCCAGGCGUCGGCGGCGGCGGUGGCGGUGGCGGUGGCGGCGGCGGUGGCCCUGUGCAACGGGGUAUCAAGCGCACCACGUCCGACGUUUGCUACGACGACAGUAACACGGCGCGACAGGCGCUCUCGCAGUCGCAGGGCAUGUCUGGCAUGCCCGGCGACUGUGUGCCCGAUAAUCUCGAUGAGUCUUUCACGAGCCUAGGCCAGCCGAAGAAGUCACCCCCCUCGAACGGUAAGAAGACCAAGGGCCGGGUUAAAAUUAAAAUGGAGUACAUCGACAAUAAGCUCAGGCGGUACACCACGUUCUCCAAGAGGAAGACCGGUAUCAUGAAGAAGGCGUACGAGCUGUCGACGUUGACCGGCACUCAGGUGAUGCUGCUGGUGGCUAGCGAGACCGGACACGUGUACACGUUCGCGACACGCAAGCUGCAGCCGAUGAUCACGAGCGAAGCCGGCAAAGCGUUGAUCCAGACAUGCCUCAACAGCCCGGACCCGCCACCCUCGGGCUCAUCUGGCGACCAGAGGAUGUCGGCGACCGGUUUCGAGGAGACCGAGCUGACGUACAACAUCGCCGACGACGAGCAGAAAGAGGAUGGCGCGUCACCCAGAUCCGACGUUUGCGCCAAUGAAAGCGACGGUGACACCAGCGACGGCGACUCUCCCGUCGUCUCUAAGGACCUCGCUAAGAGCAGCCACUCGGGAAAUGUGCCUUCGUUCUCUGCAGGGAUUAUGUACCAGAUGCCUCAGAGUGUCAUUUAUUCGCCCAGUCCAGGGGUCUUGCUCGGCAUAGGACAAAACGGGCAACCGGUGCAAAUAUCUCAGGACGGAGGUACAGUGGCAUCGGUGAACUCGUCGCAAUCGAGCCAGCCGUUCAUCACGAUACCAUUAAACGUCGCGAUGAGCGCGGCGGGAUUGUCCUUACCGGUGACCUCCAGGAUGACCUUAUCGUCGCCGACCGCGCGAUCGCCCACGACGGCGUUGUCCACCUGCGACUUGCCGUCCGAUCUGAGCAAGGAUCGGGAGUAACCGCGAGCGGCCGCUGCCUGCGAGGAGGAUGAUCUGACUCUGCGAGCUGGCUCCGCUCGCUCUCUCGUUACCAUGGCCGGAAGUCAUCGCGCUCGCGAGCGCGUGCGAGCGAAUCGUCAUGCGGAAGCAACGACCUGCGAAUAUCUAUCUCGACGCUUGCCGGACUCGCGAACCGGAUGACGUCCGGCAGGUCUAAUGUCGAGCAGGACGAGCAGCAUCGCUAUGAGCCUGUCCUGCUAUCGUGAGUGGGAUUCUUCGCCCUUUUUCGCGCUCUUCGGAGCAUGGACGUCUUUAUUACACUUCCGUAUGAGAAACUACAAUCGACAGAUGAUGAUAAUAAGGACCUGCGGAAACAAUAUUCACGCAUUUCUCUUUUCGCCAAUGCGAGGUUGCGAAUAUACAGGAGGAAGGAAGAUCUCGUCUCGUGCACGGGAAAAAAGAACUCGGUUCGUGUAACUGAACAGAGCGCGCAUGGGAUCUUCGUUAUUGUGACUGAAGAUGUUCAGUCUGAAUAGCUAGCUGCAUUGAGAUAACUGGGGGCAAGUCUCUGACAAAAAUCUACCUGUUCUCAUAGCCGAAUUCUCUCGUCCGGUCCCUAGGCGACGGGAAAUUUCGGGAAGUUACGCUAACGGAGUUUUGUUCCUUCCUCCGUGUAUGAGUGCGAACAAUUAUAAUAGCGAAGCAACAGCGACGCUUCUCUGCCAAUGCAGCAAAUCGGAUAGAUCGAGGGUCGAAUGAUGAAUGAGCUUUUCGCUAGUCAAGCGCAGAACGUGAUCGCAAAAUAAGAGAAACGGCGGUCGAUGCGUGCACGACUACUUUAACAACGGAAAAAGAUCUCGGUUCGUGUAAUCAAACGGUGUAACCAAACGAAAGUUCGGUGACGAGAAACGCUUCCUAUAGACUUCUAUACAUAGAUCGAGCGCUUUCACAAGAGGCUGCAAAGACUUAGUUAGAUAUAUUCCUAGAAUGUCCUGCCGGUACAAGUAUUCGAUCUUUGGGCAGCUGUGACUCCUCCUAUUGAGGCACUCUGUAUAACUUUCUUCAACAACAGGAGUCAAGCUAGGAAAAGGUCGUGGAUACGCUCGUGGAUAAUGGAAAGGCGGCACAGCUACCUUUCAAAUUUCAUCUUCAGACACUUCUUGAUAAGAAGUAUAUGUCUAUCUAUCUAAAUCUAUGCUGUUGCCGCCAUCGAAAACACCCGUUUGAAUAUUUGGCUGCACUCAAGAUUUGGGGGCGGUUGACUGCGUGUGCAUUAUUAUUGUAAAUGACUACCAGAUGUCUGAACUUCCUCCUAAUCCAAAGCCAAUUUCCAAUCAACUAGGAAUCUCUUACAGGAGUCUUUUUAUUUGGUUAAAUGAUAUAAUUUUUCAACGCUACAACCGAGUUUCCCUUUCUACUGAGAUAAAAAAUUAGUCAUUGUCGGCGCCGAUUGUGUCAUCUUGUUUUAACAAGAAAGUAGUAAUCGCAGUAUGCGUAUAAAAAUACCCUACAGUAGCAUUUAUAAAAAAAAAUGCACUUUUCCUGGCAAUAGUUCCUUCAAGGGUGCGAUUACAGAUGCAAAUACCAAAAAUUCCCGGUGCGGCCUCCAGGCGGCAAAAAUUCGGUCAGAGGAACCAGGCUUUCUUUUGUGCAUUAGAUCGUGCAACUUUCCAAGAACAAAGCCGUGAGAAAUGGAAAAAUCCACGCAAUCAAUUCCACGAAUCUAGCGUAACACGUGUAAAGCUUUCGAGCAACGGAAAUGUACAACUUUUCACCUUUCACUCCCUUUCUGCCUUCUGCUCCCAGGGAAAAGUUGCACGAUCACCGUUCAGAUCGAUCGGACAUUUCGCGAGCACGGGCGAUCGCCUGGCGAGCAAGCUCGUCGUUUUGUCUCGUAGAUGCGAUGUUAUGUUUAAUGCGCGUUGAGGUAGAAACACGCGCGUACUCGCCGGCGUUAGACGGCCGAAUCUGCUCCGCUGGCGAGCGUCCAAGUACGCGGCAAGUGGGCAGUGUGGUUUAGUCAAUACGUUAUUCGGGCAUUCGUCGAUCGUUUUGUAUCAAGGAAUAGAAACUUGAACUUUCCUCGAGCGCGAUAUAUAUGUCGGUGACAUCCCACCCCCGAGCUCAUACUAUCGUAACGCUAGCGAUCGCACUUAUAAAUACCCGACGCCCAGAACGGAAAAAUGCGGUUCCGCGCGCGCUAGAGACGAACUUCGGUAGCGCGUGUGUGUGCGCGCCGAGAACGUUCACUGCCAAUUAUGAGACUGACACCGCGUGUAUAAAAUGCAAUAUCCGUCGCGCUCAAACGGCCGCGUCGCGUUGCUUUUCGGCAUGCCGGGUGGCUCCACUCGCGUAGCCCCGCACGUAGCGCGAUUAUUGCAAACUCAUCAUCACACCGCGACAUAUUCGCCGUGCAAUGUCAACGAGCUGUCCGAGGGGAAAGAGGAGAAGAUGAAAAAACCGCAAACGGCAUUACGCAGGUGCGCGCGAUGCGGUCGCGCCGCGGUAAAAAGGAUCGCGUGCGUCACCUCCUUCGAGGCAGCGCGAACGACACUUGUGAAAAUGGAUGGCUAUCCUCCUCCGGAAAGUUUUUGUCCGAACGAUAUUAUCUCGUCGAAACGCACGUUGGCGAUAACGUCGUUAGGUGGGAAACGCAGGGAACUUUUUUUCCGGGCUGGCGAUAGUACGGAUUAAAAUUGUCGCUCGUACGUGAGUCUUGUCUACAAUUGUGGAGAUGCAUUGGGCUUCAAAACCGUUUGGGCAGUUCUUUUUUAACCCUCUGCACUCGGAGCCCUCUCGCGCGUUACCUACCAACAGCUCGGCGGCACCUUCGUAGGAAAAUGUGCAAACAAGAAUCGCGUCAUAUUAAAUAGUGCAGUUUUGAAAGCAAGUAAUUUAUUGUAAUGAUAUUUGUUUUAUAUGAAUCUUUAGACGUUAAGGAACAUAUUUAUGACAAAAAAAUCAAAUCAUUUCAUAUCUUAUAUUUUUGUAAUGUGUGGAAACGUCUGAAACAGUCAUCGAUAUGUAUUGCAGGUUCCUUGAUACAUGUACGAAAUGUACUUACACACUUAUCUUUCUUGUACACACUUAUCUCGCUCGCUUUCUUUACGUGUUGACAUUAGAGAAGUAUCGACACUGUGAAUGCACUUCAUACGUUCUCUUUUUAGAUGACACCGGCUGAUAUUUGUUUACACAUAUCUCAGUAUAUAUAUACCAUAUUUUUAUUUGAUUUUUCGUGACAUUUGAGUGAAACUUCAAGAAAACAUGCAUUUCUGAAAAAUUUGCGCUCGCAUAAGGUCAUCAUGUAUAAUCACUAAUAAAAUCUCUGUCCUUUCAGAAAGGACAUCCGAGUGCAAAGGGUUAAGUAUUAGGGCGACCUCGUCGAAUUAACAAUGAAAUUAAUAAUGAACCAAACCGGGUUAUGAGACCGGAAAUUCUAUUUCCUUCAACGGACGCGUUUUGAUUUCUUCUUCAUUAUCACGUUGAUUCGAGCAAACUUUCUUCUCCGUGUAUAUUCUGUAUUUUCGAAACUUAUAAAGACCACGUUGCACGCUGACAUUUUUGCAAGAUUUAGAAUUGAUUUGGAAAUGAUCUGCACCAUACGUUUGGCAAAGAUCCGGAUCACAUUCCCUGACAGCCAGAUAACAAGGACACUGCUUUGUAUCGCCUUGCACCUACAGUCAGGAAAUCUGUUCUGGCAUUCGCUGCUGCACUGAUAAAACUUCUCGCAGAAGUUUUGUGCUUGUAUACAUGGGUAUGAAUUAUCACACUGACGGCCGGGAUGAUCACAAGGUGCAAAAUUGUGCACGUGAUUAGCACCUAUUCAUUCAAAUGAAAUGUACGAAUUAGAGGCAAAUAAGAUGAGGGGAUAGUAUAAAAUUUAACAUACCCGAGUCCUUCUUAAGUUGUAUUUUCCGGCAAUGCAUAGACCACAACCGAUGCUUUUUGUCUUUUUUCACGGCGGUGUGAAGUCCUUGAGAUUUUCUGUAGCAAGAAUAUCUGAAGCUUCUUUCUGCGUAAAUUCAUAAACUUUCUUGCAUGUUUUUGUUAAUAAUCAUUUUUGUUAAUGAUCAUUUUUGUUAAUAAUCAUACUUCUUAAUCAAUCACUGAUGUGUAAAAAGAUAUCACUAAUGUGUAUCCCACUGAUGAUGACGAUGUACCGAUGUUGCGUACUUAAUAUAUGUAUAUAUUUUUAAUCAAUCAUUGAUGUUUAAUCAAAAAAAUCCUAAUCAAUCACUAAUGUACAUCCCACUGAUGACGAUGCACCGAUGUUGCGUACUUAACCCACUAUUUCUUCCCAAUGUUGCGUACUUAACCCACUAUUUCUUCCCAAUGUUGCGUAUACGCGACACGAAGUUUAACUUCACAAAAUGCAAUCAAAAUGAACUUAUUUCACAAUUAGUCUAACACUUCGUAAAAAAAAAUAAUUACUGAUGUCAGUAAUUAAUUAUAUAAACUUCGUGUUGCGUGUACGCAACAUUGGGAAUAAAUGGGUUAAUGUAUUUGUAUUUGAUUGUACACAUUUUAAUUGAGACAUGGCUUCUCAACUUGAUCGGAGAAGUCGUCGGUCUCGUUAUCCUUUGUGAAUGUCCGCUUCGUUAAUGAAAUAGACUAUAUGUGGAGUCCGGGUUUUCUGCCAACGACCAGUGCCAAUACGCGUGAGUUCUGUCAUACGCAGCAUUGCGGAGAAGACCGGUGCACGACGGAUUAUAGCGACAUUUUUAAUCAUCCCGAAGUUGUCCGCGUGCUUCGUCGCAAGCAGCAGAAUCGACAAAAGCGACAAAAAGCGCGCGCGCAAGCCGGGAAAAACGAUCUUUCGAAAUCGAAUUCGCGCCUGCGAAGGUGCACGUCGAUCCCGCGUAAAAUUUAGCUCUCACUCAACCAGUCAUAGACACACAAAUGUUAAUUUAUAUGAACAAUGGAAACAGGAGACGUCGAUAAAACGGUCACACAGAAGUAGCGGAAGCAAUUUGUGUUCUCUACUGAAUAUUUCACCUCGCUAUCGAUGAUACACACAUACACACAUACACACACACGUGGCAAGAAUAAUUUCACUGUAGGUAGACACUUUCUAUCGCGACACACAUUAAACGGAAAUAUUCACGAAGAAUAUCAUCGAGAUCUGCUCACGACUUCUUUCAGUUAGUGCGUAGUUUCGUGUUACCUUCAAAUGGUGGAAGAAGCAGAUCUCGGCCAGAAUAGUUAUAUUGUAACUGUUACUGGUUACGGUGAUAAUAUUCAAACUAGUACGACCGUGAUAUCCAAUUUGUGAAAAUAAAAAAUACGUAUGUUUUAUGAAGCAAAGAGGGGGAGAGAAAGAGGAAGGGAGAGACGGGAAAUGUCAUAAGUCCUAUGGAUCUGUAUAAAUUGCGGCGCGAAAAGGACUCGGAUUUGUAUUUACGUGAUCUUUGCUGUUACUACAUAAUUUCGUGAUAAAUCACACGUACACGAAACUAUGUUGUCAACGGUGAUUCACACCACGUCUCGCGAUCGUCGGUCGACGUAAACACACGGGACAAGGUCUGCCGCGACGUGAAUUAUGCCAAAAUGUGCAAUAUUUUAAAUACUUCAAGAUCAAGGCCCGAUCGUUGUUGUUUGGCGGUAAACGUUCGGCGUAAUCUGUAAUUCGCUGAUAAUCGCGCGAACCGAGAUGCAUGUGUAGUGUGGAUAAAGGUACGCGACGGUUGAAGUGAGGUAUCGCAAUAUUAAGUUACUCGUAUGUACGACUUGAGUUUCUUUUAAUGCGAAUUAAGAAUUUCUCUAAACAAGAUGACAUGUAGUUAUGUGAUUGAUACUAUGUUACUAUUGUAUGUAUAGGAUUUAUCAAUAAUUAUUUAAAUCAUUUGUAUGAUUGUGUUAAUUUAUCGCUGGCGAGUGUUGUGUGUAAACUCGCAACGCGCGUCUCUAUUCACGUAUGUGUACUUAACGCAAAAUAACGAAGAGCUCUCCUGUUACUUUAUCACCUACGCUACCAGCUUUACUAGUCUUACGCGUACGCUUAAGAUGUGUUUGAUUCCUUCGGUUUAUUAAUACGUAAACGUUAAUAAAAAUUUGUUAAAUAUUUCGUCAGGUCGUGAGCACUUGCAUUGAGACAUGUGAUUGGUAUCUUCAUAAUUUCGAUUGAUAGUGAGAGAGACACAAAUAGAUCGUAACGAAUUUGAGAGAAUGUGGAAAGACGUGGAGGAGCGUUUUGUUGUUGAAUGUUAAAUAUUUGACGAAUCCGUGGCGGAACGAGACAUUUCAAGUAGUUUAACCUUCGGAGUGCACGGGAUACUUUAGAGCUCUGAACUGAACAAUCGCUAAGAAACGAAACACUUUGGAUGAUCGUGCGGCGAUUGAUGAAGAAAGAAAGUAUCUCCUUGAAAAGUCAGAAGCGAUGAACUGAGACAAAUAAAAUAUUAUUUAUCACCGUCGCUACAAAAUAUGCAAAAAAGGACAAAUAUCAUCCGGUAAACACUCGAGAGGUUUGGACGAUGUUUAGAAUUUCAUCGAAAGGCGUGUAAUAUUAUCUGAAACAGUACAAACUUCUAAAAGAUGCCUUAAAGGUCCGGAAAAAACAAUUAAAUAUAGUUAUAUAUGAAUUUUGUUUCCAGAUGUAUUUAUACGUAAUUAUAUAAAUUAUGGAACGAAAUGCUGUUGUACAAAUGUAAUUAAAGUAACUUUAUGCCAGCCCGUGAUAUGGACAUUUAAUCGAAUAGAACCAUUUUUCUCUUCUCUUUGUUUAAUAGCGUUUUCUCUCUCUUUCUCUCUCUCUCUCUCUCUCUCUCUCUCUCAAUUUUAUACGAUUAUGUACAUGAUUAUAUAGAAACAAAAUUCACACAUAGAUCAUAUAUAAUUAUAUAUAAUUUAUGUGUCAUUUUAUAUAAUUAUAUAUAAUUCUUUUUGACCGGAAAUGUUCGAAAGAAGUCUUGUUUUUUUUUUUUU